Molecule: messenger RNA, 2088 nt
Organism: Fraxinus pennsylvanica
Lineage: Eukaryota; Viridiplantae; Streptophyta; Magnoliopsida; Lamiales; Oleaceae
Source: the annotation of a GenBank genome assembly
AUGGCCAGAAAUUCUGGCUUGUUGCUUCUAGCUUCGGUGUUAUUAGCAUCAAUUGUAUCGAUCUGCGAUUCAGCAGCCAUCUUUACUCCGAUAUCUGACUCACAUCGAUCUGCUGCAUUGGAACUCUUCUCUCCCUCCGAUGGAUCGUUUGGAAGCUUGGAAGAUACAUAUGAGGCUUUAAGAACAUUUGAGGUUCUUGGAAUUGAAAAAGAGCCUCUCACAAGGACUUCAGUUUGUGCAUCCGUAGCUGACACCCUUUCGUCCACCUCAUCAUCUUUAAAGGAUUUGUUCCAGGCGUUAAGAGUUAAUGGGAUACUGAAAUGCGAGCUAAAUGACAAGGCUUUUGUGGAAAUUGUGUCUAGACUUAAAGAUUCUGUAAAUUCUGCAAAUUCGCUUCUUGAUUUCUACCACUCCAUUGGAGGAUUAAUGCUUAUCAAGGAUCAGGCUUCAGAAGUAGAUGUGCAUCUUGGGGAUGCUGAUAGAAUUUUUCGUUCUAUAAAGGCUCUCAGCCAAAGUGAUGGAAGGUGGCGUUACAGUUCCAACAACCCUGAGUCUAGUACUUACGCUGCUGGUAUGGCACUUGAGACCCUGGCUGGAGUUGUUUCAUUGGCAUCUUCUGAGAUCGAUCAUUCUCUAGUUGCUACUCUGAAAAAUGACAUAAUGAAGCUUCUUGAUGGUGUUGAGAGAUACGAUGAUGGCGCUUGUUACUUUGAUGACAAAUUUGUUGAUGCACAUGGGCACCAAGAUCCUCUUUCAGCUUCCUCAUCGGUAGUGCGUGGGAUUACUGCUUUUGCAACAGCUACCCAAGAAAAUUUGAAUCUUCCAGGGGACAAAAUAUUGGGUCUGGCAAAAUUUUUCCUUGGUGUUGAAAUUCCUGGCAGUGCCAAAGACUUGUAUCACCAAAUUGAUGCCUUGUCUUGCCUGGAAAACAGUAGGGUAUCUGUUCCUUUGAUUUUAUCACUUCCAGCUACCGUGCUUUCAGGUUCCCGGACAGACCAACUUAAGGUAAGGGUCAACACUGUAUUGGGUUCUGCUGGCCCACCUCUAUCUGUCAGGCUCAUGCAGAUUUUUAGCUCUGGUUCGAAGGAUGCUUCUGUCAUUGACCAGGAACUCAAGUUUGACCCUGAACAUGCAGUUCAUGUCCUAGAAACAUUGCCGAAGAAUGUAGAUGUUGGAAAAUAUAUAUUUUCUUUUGAGAUUUCACUUAAUGAUCCAGAACAUAAGAAACGAUACAUAACUGGGGGACGAACAAAAGUACCUGUAUACAUAACAGGAGUCAUUGAAGUUAACAAUGCGGAGAUUGCUGUACUUGACAGUGAUAUUGGGAGUAUAGAAAUGCAGAAAAAGCUAGAUUUAUCUAGAGAGAAUGAUGUUGCUUUAUCCGCAAACCAUCUCCAGAAAUUGCGAUUAUCCUUUCAAUUGAGUACUCCUUUCGGAAAAGCUUUUAAGCCACACCAGGCAUUCCUCAAGUUGAGACAUGAGAGUGGAGUUGAGCAUAUCUUUGUGGUGGGCAACUCGGGGAAGAAGUUCGAGAUAAUUUUAGAUUUUCUGGGACUGGUUGAGAAAUUCUUCUAUUUGUCGGGUAAAUAUGAUAUUCAACUUACAGUUGGCGACUCUGUCAUGGAGAACUCUUUUUUAAAACCUCUGGGCCAUGUUGAAUUAGAUCUUCCAGAUGCACCUGAGAAGGCAGCUCGUCCUCCUCCACAGCCUAUUGACCUAUAUUCAAGAUAUGGGCCUAAGGCAGAAAUAACUCACAUUUUUAGGGCUCCUGAGAAAAGGCCUCCUAGAGAGCUUUCACUUGCUUUCUUGGGCCUUGUUCUUUUGCCAUUCUUUGGUUUCCUGGCUGGGCUCUUGCUCCUACGCGUGAACCUGAAGAAUUUUCCGAGGUCAACUGUUCCUGCAACAUUUGCCAUUCUCUUCCAUUUGGGCAUUGCAUCUGUUCUCUUACUGUAUGCAUUAUUCUGGUUCAAGUUGGAUCUAUUCACAACAUUGAAGGCACUUGGGUUCCUGGGAAUUUUCUUGAUGUUUGUCGGACACAGGACUCUAUCCCAUCUCGCUUCUGUAUCAGCCAAGUUGAAGUCGGCUUGA